UUCAGUCCGGUUUACCAGAAUCAGCAAAAAGCUCCGAGAGAUCGAAAAUGGUGAAAAUCGAAAUGAGAGUAAUGGCGCUUGAUGUGAGAAUCUUCGAAACCAUCUCUCCUUCUCGCUUCAUCUCCUUCACAAUCCCUAACCCUACUUCUCCGCCCCAUCUCCUCCGAGUCGCCGUCCUCGACUCGCCGAUUCAUUCAUCUCCCCCCCGAGCCGCCGCCAUGCUCGUCCCCAAGCGCCGAGAAACCGACUGGAUCUUCUCCACCGAGUCAGGCCAUCUCCAGCUCCUCUUAAACCUCCCCGACAUCUCUCGUCUGAUACUGAUCGGCGACGACCCCGAAGCUAUCUCCGAUUCCCCCGCCGAGGACAACGACGAGAUCCUCGAGCAGAGACUGAAACCUCUCGUUGUAGCUCUUUCACCCAAAACACUAACCAAAGACGAAGAAGUGCCGUUUCUGAUUUACGAGGAUAACGUUGUAUCCAGAGUAGAGCUGGAGAGAUCCGUCGGGCCUUACGUAGGUGAAAUGUUAAUCGAAGACGUAGAGAUUGAGAUCGAGGAAGGUACGAGGGAGUUCAGGAGGAGAUUGAGGUUUAAGAGGAUGCCUAACUUAGUCCAAUCCGACGUCAAGAUCGUCCGCGGAAGAGGAGAGGAGUUUAAGUUUAAGCUUCAGCUCAGGGAGCUUGUGCAUCCUUACUUAGCACCGAUGGUGGCGAGUCUCUCCUUAAUUGAUUCUGAGCUGAAACGUAGUAGACCACCGAAGGCGUUGUGUAUUGGUGUUGGAGGUGGUGGAUUGCUUAGUUUCUUGAAGCUACAGUUAGGGUUUGAGGUUACAGGUGUGGAGAUAGAUCCUCAAGUGUUGAGCAUCGCGAGGCGUUACUUUGGGUUGGAAGAGAGGUUUGCGAGUGUCCACGUUGGAGAUGGUAUUGACUUCUUGAAGAGAUAUGAUGGUGGUGGCAAAUUUGAUGUCCUGAUGGUUGAUCUUGACUCGACUGAUCCGAUCCACGGCGUGAGUGCUCCUCCGAUGGAUUUUGUGGCUAGAGAUGUUCUGCUUGCUGCAAGGGCAGUUCUUGUUCCUUGUGGGGUUUUGGUUGUCAAUGUCAUUCCUCCGGACAAGACGUUCUACCAAGAACUCAAGGAUGAGUUUAGACGGGUGUUUGCUGAGUUGUACGAGAUUGAUGUAGGGAACGGUGAAAACUUUGUUCUCACUGCAACGGUUUCGAUAAGAGAUUGCAAGAGAGGUUUUACUAUGCGGAAUUUACCACCACUAGUCUUGAAGUAUAUUGAUGCUAUAAAAAGGAUUUGAGAUUGUCGUUUAAAUAAAAAUUUUCAUUGGAAUCAAAGUUUGAGUUUUGGAUCC
Raphanus sativus (radish) is the source of this 1355-nucleotide messenger RNA. RefSeq lists its product as uncharacterized. NCBI's taxonomy places the organism in Eukaryota, Viridiplantae, Streptophyta, Magnoliopsida, Brassicales, Brassicaceae. The record is from RefSeq and is a predicted model, not a curated record. Bases 48 to 1301 code for a protein of 417 amino acids. The transcript has a single exon. Gene Ontology annotation, biological process: polyamine biosynthetic process.